AUGGCUCAUAGAUUCAAUGUUCUACCCGAAAAAGUCUCGGGCAACACCACGCCUUUCACUUUCCAUAUACCAAAAGAUAAGCUGAUCGAAUUUCGAGAGCUUUUGCGACUCUCAAAAAUUGGACCUGCAGCUUGGUGGAAUCAACAAGGAGACCCCAAUCUUGGAGUCUCGCGCGAAUGGCUGGCAAAGGCUAAGGAAACCUGGCUCACGAGUUUCGACUGGCGGAACCAUGAGGAUUUCAUCAACAAAUUUCCGAAUUUCAAGAUUAUCCUUGAAGACAAUGAGCUUGGCCAAGUCGACAUUCACUUCGCUGCGCUCUUUUCAGCAAAGAAGGAUGCCACCCCUAUCAUUUUCAUGCACGGGUAUCCUUCCUCGUUUGUUGACUUCUUGCCAAUGAUGGAAAUACUGGCUGAGAAGUACAGUCCUGAGACCUUACCCUAUCACAUAAUUGUGCCAUCUUUGCCCGACUAUGGACUCUCCACCCGUCAAAGUUUGGAUCAAGAGAUGACACUGAAUCGAUCUGCUCGGAUCAUGAACCAGUUGAUGAUCGAGCUUGGGUUCCACGAUGGGUAUGUUGCGCAAGGAGGAGACCUUGGCAGUAUGCUUGCACGUUUGAUGUCCGCGCAAUACAAGGAAUGCAAAGCCUUUCAUCUCAAUAUGCUCGUGUUGAAUGAGGGACAAGAGGUUCCGUCUUCCAAAGAUCUCAGCCCUCAAGAUCUCCAAACUCUUGAACGUAGUGAAGCUUGGUGCAAGACUGGUCUAGCUUAUGCACUUGAGCAUGGAACUCGACCAUCAACUGUCGGAUUAGCCAUUUCUUCUAGCCCAAUUGCUUUAUUAGCUUGGAUUGGUGAGAAACUUAUGGAAUGGACUGAUCCGCGAAACAAGUUUUCCCUGGAUCAAAUCCUCAGUCUGGUCAGCUUUUACUGGUUUACCGACACCUUUCCUCGGAGUUUGUACCAUGCAACCAUUCUACGAGAUUACAUAGGAAGUAAGCCAUUCCCGACAUCAAUGGAGAAACCUCUGGGUUAUUCCAUGUUUCAGUAUGACCUUGUUGUACUUCCUCAGCCUUGGGUCCAGGAACUUUAUCCUAAUCUGAUUUUCUUCAACAACCACGUCGAGGGCGGGCAUUUUGCUAGUACAGAGCAACCUGAAGCAUUUUUGGAUGACAUUGAGACAUUUGUCGCAACAGUCAGCGGGUUAUUCAAGGCUAAAUAG
This is a messenger RNA of Penicillium malachiteum, 1215 nucleotides long. RefSeq names its product epoxide hydrolase family protein. The record is from RefSeq and is a predicted model, not a curated record. The transcript is spliced from 4 exons. The coding region runs from base 1 to 1215 and encodes 404 amino acids. Gene Ontology annotation, molecular function: epoxide hydrolase activity. Lineage: Eukaryota; Fungi; Ascomycota; Eurotiomycetes; Eurotiales; Aspergillaceae. Gene Ontology annotation, biological process: epoxide metabolic process.